Heterostelium album PN500 is the source of this 1959-nucleotide messenger RNA. RefSeq names its product ferredoxin reductase family protein. Bases 1 to 1959 code for a protein of 652 amino acids. Lineage: Eukaryota; Evosea; Eumycetozoa; Acytosteliales; Acytosteliaceae. Gene Ontology annotation, cellular component: plasma membrane. The record is from RefSeq and is a predicted model, not a curated record. The transcript is spliced from 5 exons. Gene Ontology annotation, molecular function: oxidoreductase activity.
AUGACAACAGUGGCAGCGGCAGUAAGAGUAAUCACUAUCUGGACCAACUUAAUAUCGGGAUUGGGUGUGGUGAUUGGAUGUGCCAUGCAUAUCAGACAGGUAGUUAAUCCACGCCACUAUGAAGUGAAUUCCACCGAGGAAGUUACUCAAGGUCCGCUGUGUAUGAUCGUGUUGUGUAGCAUUGCCCUUCGUCUUGCCAUUGACAUGUACCAAAUCACUGAGGGUGUGCAGUUCAUCGACUAUCUCAGUGAUGCCACUUCCAAUCCAUUCUUUGAUUUCGCCAAGGAUCUCUUCUCCCAAAUGAUUCCGAUCAUCCUCCACCUCUACAGUACAUACUUUAACUCGUUGUACAAGAAGAACGACGAUGUCGAAAGAGCAACCAAAACCGAAAUAGUGGAGAUCAACAACCAGAUGGUGAAGCUUGCACUACGUCCCGGAAUCAUCGGACUUCACUUUGCAUCGUGUGGCUACGUCAUUGCCACGACAAGCAAUACACUCCCAUUAUCGAUUUUAGUUGCUAGAGUCGGUGCCUUUUGGAUAUUCAUCGACUACUGUCUAUUGUUGACGACAAUCUCCUCACCGAUUCUACAGAUUGUUUACCGCUACUUCCAUAGCAAUGUUUCAUCUCACGCCAUCCACAAGAUUCAUUUUCACCGAACCAUGGCUAUCAACCUGAUGUUUGCCAUCGUGGUGCAUGUAACCGGUCACAUUGUAACUUGGAGUAUGAAUCCAAACUUUAGAACGGAGGAAGACAAUGUUCUGGUCUACACCUACAACAUCCCGAUUGUGACUGGAUUCGCCAUGCUUCUAACCAUUGGCUUAACUCUGCUCUCCGGAUUCCUCUACCAAGGAAGAUGGUUCUAUGUUCACAUUCCACUUGCGCUGAUCACAACGAUGUUCUUCUACAUCCAUGGUUACCAACGAUUGCUUGGUCCUCCAGUUGGCGAUCGAAUGGUAAUGAUGUUCUCCGUGCUGUUCGGUGUGAUAGCAAUUACACAUGCUGACACCACCGCAGUUAAGAUUCCUGCAAUGGAGACAACACAAUUCUUGCUACUCGAGUCUGACUUGGAGGGAUUCUCAAUUGUUGAUCCAGGAUGCUACUACACCCUCUACCUGAAAGGAACUUAUCUCUCUCAUGGCCACCAGUUUUCCGCUUUCGUAUGGCCGUGGUCAGAUUACGAAGAUGCCAACACAUGCAUUGCAUGCAACCACAAAGCGAAAAAACUGAGAUUUAUUAUCAGGACGAAAGGUGGAUUCACUCAGAGUCUGUCUGGUUUAUUUGAAGAUAAAAACAGUAAUAUCCAACUGGCAAUGCACGGACCAUAUCUAUCGACCGGUAACUCUGCUCUUCGCUUGCUGGAAACCAUGAGAAUCGAGGAGAAUGAAUUUCCUAUUCUCGCACUCUAUGCAAAUGGUGUUGGUAUCACUGUGUCGCUGUCGUUGCUGCAACACCUAUUGUCACCAUCCAACAGACUCAUUGAUCGCGUGGAUUCGAUUCGAUUCUACUGGUCUACACCAUCGAAAGAACUCUGUGAGAAAGUUCAAAAACUUCUCUACGAUGCAUACAACGUUGAUCAACUACGUGAUCGUUUCAGAAAGAUAAAAUUCUAUAUUGCUCGAAUUGGCAAAACAGAAUUGAAUACCGAAGCCAAUAGAAAUGCCAAUAGAAAUGCUGAUCCACCAGUUGCUCUAUUCCAACCGGUGGCUCCAGAGGGUAUCGAUAUUGAUUUGGUACCGAAAGAAUUUAAAGAAAGACCAAAAAACGAUGAUAAAACAAAAGCCAAUGACCGCUACAUAAAAGCCAAGAAUGCUUACGAUAAUGUUAUCAAGAAUGAAGUGUUUGGUGGUGAAUGGGGUACUAGACUAUCGGUACUGACUUGUGGUGGUAAGAUUAGAUGGAAUCUCUUCUUUACUGGCAUGUCUUUAUCGAAUAACACCUAUAGGAAAAUGAUGGUGUAA